CGCUAUUUAUACACACAAACGGUACCCGACCUCAGCGCAUGACGACACAUGCGCGCUACAAACCACUACCUGUUUCACAAAGCGACAUCGAUUGGGUUACAGAUUGUGUGAUAGAUAGGAGUUUAGUGAAGGUGUGUAUAGUUGUUCGAACAACAGUAACAUGAGCAGAAUAAUAACGACCUUGUAAAUAUAAGAUGUGCUACGGAAAUUAAGUUUCUAAAAAAUGUACACGAAGAAAGAUUUAAGGAAUUAUUUACAAGAAAUUAGUUCUGAAGCGCAAUUUGUGAUGUUCAAUUACGUGUCGUCAGAAAAGUUUUACAUAGAAUUGAAAUGUAAAGUCGAAAGGGACCAGACUGUAGAAUUUUACGACACUUACACGCGGGAAUGGAUCAAAAAGCUAUCAAAAUUUACCGCGACCACUUGGAUAGUUAGAAAUAGCUUUCCAAAGUUGAAAAGAUUAGUUUUUCGUAAAAUAUACACUUGUCAUCGAUCUAGUUUCAAUAAGAAAAAGAAACCGGAUUUCGAAUCGCGGAACCAAGAAUGUAAGGCGAGAGUUGACUUUAGAGUGAAGAUGAUAAACAGAAAUACUAUAAAAAAUGACAAGAUGUUGAAGGAAGGUCUGAAUUUGAGUAUUUUGAUAGACUUUAACCACACGCACAAAGUUCGAGCGCCGGAAUCUUAUAACUUGCUUCGAUAUAGUUCCGAAAUCGACGAUGUGUUCCAAAAGUAUUUUGACACCGGGUGUUCAGGGGCCGCGGCGAAAUCCUACCACGAGCUGACACUUAUUGACAAGUAUGGAGAACAUUGUCCGGAGGUUUUUGAGAAUGCUACGAUAAAUCCUUCUCUACGACAUAUUUCGUAUGUACUUGGGCGGAAAAGGAAGAAAGAUAAUAUAAGUACACCGAGUUACCGCGAAAUUAUGGAGCAGAAACGAGAUGGUUUAAAACAGUUUGGUGUAGAAAUCGGCUUAGAACCUGAUAUGGAUAUAAUCUCAAUAAUAACACCGUUGAUGAAAAGGGUGAUGAAAGAAUUCGGUCUAGAAUAUGUUUUAAUAGACAGCAAUAAUAUUCCUCAAGGACCAACGGCGACAUUCUUCUGUGUACCGACUAAAAUAGGUGCUUUGCCUGUAACAUGCGUUAUCCAUGACAAUACCAAUGACGGAUUCAUCCACAGCGUUUUAAUGGCAAAAAUGAGCAUAGAAUUGGAAACGGGAAGGGAUUUUACGCCGAAAUUGCUCAUGUUAAGCCAUUUUGAGGAGCAGAAUCGAUCGUUAUCAUCAGUGGAAUGUAAGAAGAUAGCUUCCAAGUGCUCCCUGUGUAUUGACGCAUGGCGUUGGUUAAAUGAGGACGAGAACAAAGUGGAAAAGAAGAAACGGCAUGGCGUCAUGCUUACUAUAAAGUCGCUUUUAUACGCUGCAAGUUCUGAAGAUGCCGAGAAAAUUUACGUAGAACUACAAGAGAACGAAACUGUAAAAUCUUCACCACAAUUACAUAAAUACUUGGAAAACUUGUGGGAAAGGAAAGAACAGUGGAUGUUUCAUGAAUACGAUAAUAUGAGUAAUACUUUAGUAGAGAUGUCAAUUAGGUUUUUGAAAGAGUUCGUACAGCGAACAUGCAAGUCUUUUCCAGCGCCUCUCAUGGUAGACGUUGUGUCGAAUAUUCUAGAAAAUCAUUAUAAAAGAAUAAUAAUGAGUUAUGUGAAGAACAGUAAAAGUGUUGCAACAUACACAAAAUUUCUGAAUAAAGCAAAGAUAGUGUUAGGUUUCGGUUCAGAAGUUCGUCGUAUAAGUACGAAUGAGUUUAGAAUUGAACUCCAACCGAGACCUAAAAAGUAUUUGUACUUUAGAACAGACACUAUGUGUUGCGACUGCGUAAACGGGAAGAGGGGAGAUUUCUGUGAACAUUUGAGCGCUAUUGUCAACACAGUUGACUGUGAAGUGAUGAAAUGUUCAAUUCUGACUGAGGAGGAUAAAACUUUAUUGACGAAAGUAGCUGGUGAUGACAUUCAAGAGGAGGUGAAGCCGGAAAUUUGCGAAGACAACAAGAACUUCGAAAUAUACGAUGAUAAAGACGAAAUAGAGAUACAGUCUGUAAACAACGAUGAUGUAGCAGACGACGAUCAUUUACAAUCAGUCGCUUCAUCUCCAAAAUCUGAAGGACGCGACGACUUCUACUCGUUGGAAGUGAAAACUGAAAAACCAGAUCGCUUUGAUCCUUUAGAAGAAGAGUCAGAUAACGUGGACCAAAUGGAAUUCGUCAUAACGGAGAAUAUUGCAGAACCGACAUCGUCGAGAUCUGAUACGAAAAGGAAGUAUGAAACAGCUUUGAGGGCAGUCAAUGAUGAGUUCAGAAGACUAAACAGGUUCUUCAGUGAGAAUCCAAAUGCCUCAAACUUGACAACUAUGACGCGGCUAGCGAGAGAACUUGGCAAGAUACGGCCAGUGGAGAAAGUCAAUUUAGAUAACUUAACAAUUCAAUUAAAUACAAAUAAAAAACGGAAGCGCAAUGAUUGUUGAUAGUAGUAAUGA
Messenger RNA from Pectinophora gossypiella (pink bollworm), 2527 nucleotides. RefSeq lists its product as uncharacterized. The transcript is spliced from 2 exons. NCBI's taxonomy places the organism in Eukaryota, Metazoa, Arthropoda, Insecta, Lepidoptera, Gelechiidae. The record is from RefSeq and is a predicted model, not a curated record. Gene Ontology annotation, molecular function: zinc ion binding. Bases 224 to 2515 code for a protein of 763 amino acids.